AUGAUCGCAAAGAGGUUGUUGCUAGGCUCGCUCGCAUCGCGGAGCUUUGGCAGGUAUAACUUGCUCAGGAGAAAAGGGCCGAUCGUCUGGACAAGGAAAUUCUCCUCCUCGCGCGAAAGGACUCCUAAUUUUGGCAAAAAAAAAGCGCAAAGUGGGAAUAAAAAAAUCGGUAAGGAAGACAUCAAAUCGAUUGACCAACACGCGGGGGAGAAAUCAUCUUAUUCCCAUGAGUCCGAUGGAGGGUCGUCAGAAGGAAUACUCACCCAUUUAGUAAGCAAAAAUGGAAAGGAGCAAAUGGUAGGGGAACUGCCAAAAUUAGUGCUUGCAAUUUUGCAGGAAAAAUCGUCCCUACCGUCAGAAAAAAAAAUGCUAAUAGAUCAGUACAAACGAAUUGUGUGUGAACGCUUGGAAGGGGUGUCUCAGAAUAAUGCAGAUAAAAAGGAUGCCCUCAAUUUUGCAGACAUUUUUUCCACCUUGUAUUUGUGUUACAUGGAAAAGAUAUUCGACUUGGACUUCGUAACGAAAGUGAAUGCCGCGCUGGAAGUGCUACUCAGUAGGGUCGGUGACAAAAAGGAUCAAAUCGGGCAUCGCGAUGAACGUGAGAAAGAUGUGUUGAAGGAUGUCACAAUUAACCAUUGCAUGAUGAUGUUCCAUUACUUAUCCUCUUUAAAUGUUAAAAAUGUAACAUUGUGCAACCAGGUAGGAGACUAUAUCGUAAGUAAUGAAGUGCCCCCCCUUGUCAUCUACCAUUACCUAGAAUGUCUCAGCCUGCUAGCCGACUCGACUGACAGAAGCGGCAAGAGCAGUCUGCGCGAUUAUGUUGUGCCCGUCGUAGAAAUUUUCUUGGAAAACUUUUACAACUUCAACAAUUACCUUGUGCUGCGAAUUGUGCACUUUCUACAUAAACUGAGCUUUAUGGACGCAGAACUGUUUCUCCUCCUGACAAGGAAGAUAAAUAAAAAUGUGUAUCGGGAGAAUGCCAACCGCUUUGAGUUGUGUCUACUGGCCCGCACGUACGCCCUGUACAAAAGGGAAAACAUCACCUUCAAUAAUUACGUGUGUGAAGAUUUGUUGCGCAACUUGAUCAAAUAUGAGGACAACUUUCAGAACGAAGAGGAUGGACCCGUUAGCAGCCAUGUUAAGAACCCAGAUAACAGCACCUCUGAUGACUUCUCCACCCCGUUGCAGAACCAAUCCGCGAACGCCCCCGAUGUGAUCGAAAUUGAAAACGUGAACCGACAAAACUACCCCCUCUUUAAGCAUCCCCUGUACAACGAUGGAUUGAACUUCUACGCCUUCUUCGUCGACGCCAAGACAACCAACAGGGACAAAUGCUUAGAACGGAAAAAUAAUUUGAACUUAACUUUUGUAAACGGUAAUGCUAACGAGAAAGAGCGCCAAGUAACCAGUACACACAUGUCCGAGUGGCACAAGCUAUUCCUCCACGAUGAGUACAAAGAGAAAGAUAUAAAAAACGAACCAUUCGUUAAGUUGGAAGACACGCAAAAGGGGGAUCGACAAAUGGUAGAAGCGUACAAUCAAUCUUUAUCAGAAGAUCUGCACUUCCAAUUUAACCAUAAGAAAAUUGCACAACUGUUUGAACAGGUGAGCAAAGAUAUGGAUAACGUCGAAAUCGACCUCGUGACCGACGAGGAGGUACCCACACAAAUGGAUGACGAAGCUGUUCACCAGUACAGGAAAAAAAUUCUUUAUAUCGAAAAUUAUUACAUUGGUCAUAUAUUUCACAUAGUAGACUCUUUGCUAUCUUUGAAGGCACACCACAAUUGUGCCACAUUCAAAAAAAUGGAAAAUAAAAUUCUGAAUGCUAUAAAAAAUAAUGAACUGUACAUAAUUGACAAUUUUGAUAGUGACGAAAUUAAAAGCCUGUUAAUUUUUUUAUCACAUACAAAUAGAAAUUACAAAGAGGCAUUUAUUUACGCCCUGACGCAUCGAAUGGUAGAUUUGUACAUUAAUAACUUGUGCCAGCCAAGUACAUUGUCCACAUUUUUUUAUUUUCUGUUGAAUUUCACAAAGCACAGAGUUGUUAAGAAGAACAGAUUUAACCACACCAUAAGGAAUGUCAUCUAUAAUAGCUAUUCUUGGCUCAAUGACAAUAAAAUCGUUUUAAAUCUCACCACGGGUAUCGAUGCGACGAAUGCAGAAGAAAAAGAAAACAGUGACACACGCCGCGUUAUCAAAACGAAAAAUUACUCUCUUCUGCAAGUUCUCUCCAUGCACAUCUGCAAAAAUGUCUAUUUUAUGAGCCUCUCAACGCUAGCCUCCCUACUCAGAUCAAUGUCCUACUUGUUCUUCACCGAUGCCAAUUUUUUUAAUGUGUUCAUACCUCUAUUUAUGAAGCACAUGUCGGAUCUCAGCAACGUAGACAUUUUGAACAUAACUCAGGCCUACAACAAGCAGAAAAUUCAAAACAAAUAUUUCUACUACUUGCUAGCAAAGCAGUACCAGAGCAACCGUUCAGAGGAAACGAAGAAUGCCGACCAGAAAAUUAAGCUAAUUGGCUAG
Plasmodium knowlesi strain H is the source of this 2523-nucleotide messenger RNA. RefSeq names its product conserved protein, unknown function. The coding region runs from base 1 to 2523 and encodes 840 amino acids. NCBI's taxonomy places the organism in Eukaryota, Apicomplexa, Aconoidasida, Haemosporida, Plasmodiidae. The transcript is spliced from 2 exons. The record is from RefSeq and is a predicted model, not a curated record.